UGACGUCACGUGUUUUGCCUUCGCGUUUCCGUCCACUAUUUUGUCCCUCCGGGUUCAUGUAGAGCCUUUUCCGGUACAGAAACGCAGCUGCUCUGUGUUAGUGGUUCUAUCUGUGAAGGUCGCGAGCCAAACCAGUGAUCAUAAUGUCUCUGCCAAAACCUAUGAUGAGGGGGCUGUUGGCAAAGCGUACGAGGAUUGUCCUGCCCAUGGCCUUUGUUUCGUGUGGAGGACUUGCACUCUUUUACAAGUACGUAGUGGGAGAGCGCAGGAAACGUACCUACGCUGAGUUCUACAAAAAUUACGACGCCACCAAAGACUUCAACGCCAUGAGGGAAGCCGGUGUCUUUGACAGCGUGCAACCCUCUGGGAAGUAAACCCCCUCUCUUCUUUCCCUCCACUCAUUCCUUUUCUGGAGAUUCUGGAGAAGUUCCUUCAUGCGCCCUUGGAUCUAUUGUUCUGAAAACAUGAACACCUCUAUGCUGUUAUGUUAAUCUAAAAUAAACUUGUAUUAAUGUAA
This is a messenger RNA of Betta splendens (Siamese fighting fish), 517 nucleotides long. Its product is annotated as cytochrome c oxidase subunit 6C-1. Gene Ontology annotation, biological process: mitochondrial electron transport, cytochrome c to oxygen. The transcript is spliced from 4 exons. The coding region runs from base 144 to 374 and encodes 76 amino acids. The record is from RefSeq and is a predicted model, not a curated record. Lineage: Eukaryota; Metazoa; Chordata; Actinopteri; Anabantiformes; Osphronemidae.